Molecule: messenger RNA, 1948 nt
Organism: Mollisia scopiformis
Lineage: Eukaryota; Fungi; Ascomycota; Leotiomycetes; Helotiales; Mollisiaceae
Product: putative GMP synthase
Exons: 3
Coding region: 87-1721 (544 amino acids)
Biological process (GO): GMP biosynthetic process
Cellular component (GO): cytosol
Molecular function (GO): GMP synthase activity; GMP synthase (glutamine-hydrolyzing) activity; ATP binding
Source: RefSeq, a predicted model, not a curated record
CCCCUCCAAGUCUCACAACUCCCCGGAUUUCAUAGCCUUUCUUGUUGUUGGGAUCCGGAAUCAACUUCCUUUGCUAAUUGUUUGAGAUGGCUACCAAUGGUGAGAUACUUGUGGACGAGCCACACAAAACCUUCGACACCAUUCUUACUCUGGAUUUUGGUUCUCAGUACACUCACUUGAUUACAAGACGUCUCCGCGAGCUCAAUGUCUACUCCGAGAUGCUUCCAUGUACUCAAAAGCUCUCCGACCUUUCCUGGAAACCUAAAGGCAUUAUUCUUUCUGGAGGCCCAUACUCCGUUUACGAAGCCGAUGCUCCCCACGUCGACCCUGCUAUCUUUGAGCUAGGAGUACCAAUCCUUGGAAUAUGUUAUGGUCUGCAAGAAAUUGCAUGGCAUCAUGGAAAGAACGUUGUGGCGGGAACCGAGCGUGAAUACGGCCACGCUGAGCUCCAAGCCAAGAGAGUCGAGGGACAUGUCGACAAGCUUUUUAAGGACUUAGAGGAUGACUUAAAAGUCUGGAUGUCACAUGGUGACAAACUGGGGGCUUUGCCUCCAUCUUUCCACAUCAUUGCUACUAGCAAGAACUCGCCAUAUGCAGGCAUUGGCCACGAGACCAAGCCAAUUUAUGGUAUACAAUUUCACCCAGAGGUGACACAUACAGCUCGAGGAAUCAAGCUCCUGGAGAACUUCGCGGUCGGUAUCUGUGGAGCAAAGCAGAACUGGACUAUGGCCAAGUUCGUGGACAAGGAAAUUGCCAGAAUUCGGGCUUUGGUAGGCGAAAAGGGUCAAGUUCUUGGAGCAGUCAGUGGAGGCGUGGACUCGACUGUAGCUGCAAAGUUGAUGCAUGAAGCUAUCGGGGAUCGAUUUCACGCUGUGCUCGUGGACAACGGCUGCAUGCGUCUUUAUGAAUGCGAGCAAGUGAAGGAGACUCUUACCAAGCACCUCGGCAUCAACCUUACUGUUGUCGACGCCUCUGACCUCUUCUUGGAUGGUCUAAAAGGGAUCCACGACAACCCAGAAGCAAAGCGCAAGUUCAUCGGCAGCACCUUCAUUGACGUCUUCGAAGCCGAAGCCCUGAAGAUCGAGAAUGAAGCCGAGAACUCUCCAAAAGCUGGCCGCAUUGAAUGGUUCCUCCAAGGGACACUCUACCCCGAUGUAAUCGAAUCAAUCUCCUUCAAAGGACCAUCCCAAACCAUCAAGACCCACCACAACGUUGGCGGUCUCCCCGAAAGAAUGAUGAACGGGCAAGGUCUCAAACUAAUUGAGCCCCUCCGCGAACUCUUCAAAGACGAAGUCCGUGAACUAGGUCGUCAACUCGGCAUCCCCCACGACCUCGUAAUGCGGCACCCGUUCCCCGGCCCGGGAAUCGCCAUCCGGGUCCUAGGCGAAGUAACCAGGGAACAAGUAGCCAUAGCCCGCAAAGCCGACUACAUCUUCAUCGAAGAGAUCCGCAAAGCAGGGCUGUACGACCAAAUCUCGCAAGCGUUCGCAGCGCUGCUUCCCGUGAAGGCGGUGGGCGUCAUGGGCGACAAGCGCGUGCAUCAACAGGUGAUUUCGCUACGCGCCGUGCAGACGACGGAUUUCAUGACGGCCAAUAUCUUUCGGUUUGAUUGGGACUUCUUGGAGAGGGUUUCGACGAGGAUUUGUAAUGAGGUGGAUGGGGUUUGUAGGGUGGUUUAUGAUUUGACUACUAAGCCGCCGGGGACGAUUGAGAUGGAGUAGAUGAAGAGAGAGAGGAGAGAUUGAUGAUUGAAACAAGACAAGUUAGAUGAGCUUGUUUUGUUGAAACAUGCUUCUCUCGUGUUGGAUACCCUUGUUCUGCUUUCUGGCGUUAGCGUUGGGUAAUAGACCAUAGAGGCGGCAACUUGCAUUUGAAACCCAAAUUGCGUUGAUUUGACACUUGUCUUAAUCACACCGUGAUGGCAUGCCCAUAUCAACCAAACUCAACC